GACUUUAUUCUUAAUCUUGGAGGUAAGAAAGCAGCAUAAUUCCAUUUGUUGCUGAAUGCAAAGACCAUGCACCAAGCUGUAUACAGUUGUGCUUGGACCAGUAUUGUACACACUAACAAACUAUUUGCGUUUAUGCACACUCGCAACCCUUGGUUUUCUGGUGUGCAUUUUUUUCUGUGUUUAUAUUUUAGACCUGCGCAACAUCGAGUACAUACAGGAAAACUUUCCCGAAGGCUACAACAUGCUGCUGACAGGGCAUGGGCUGAUACAGGACAUCCGCGACUACCAGGGCGGCGAUAUGCCCCUCUGCGCGCUGCUGCUGAAGUGCUUCGAGUACGCGCAGGAUAUUGACAGGAUCAUACCCACUAUCUUGGAAGAGCUGUGCACCCAGGUCAGCGACCAGGAUCUGGGAAAGACUGACAGAAACCGUGGUCUGGCGCGUCUUUUGGCUGACCUAAUGCAGAACGCGUUCACUUUCGACGCUUUGAAGGCGUCGAUCCCAGCAAUCCAAAACGACCUGUCGUAUUACCGUCGCACGCACGCCCGCAUGGCAAAGUCCCAAGAUGAAAAUAUUGCGCGCAACGUCAUCCCGCAGGACGUCUCCAACCAAAUGUCGCUGUUCUAUGCGUACCACAACCCCAUGGUCAAGGCGGUAGUUGACUCGGCUAGCCAAUUUGCCAAGAGCUCGAGAACCGAGGCACUUGUGCUCAACAGCCUAUCGACGCUGGCAGCGGGCAGCUUCAAUACGCUCAAGCAGAGCAAGGCGGACAGCCCUGAGAGCGAGCAGCUGUGUGUAUUUGUCCUGGUCACAUGCUGUGUUCUGUACGACUGGAUCUCGCCUGAGGGCAUCUCCAACCCGCAAUCGACCAUCGACAUAAAGGCCGUCGCAGACACGGUUAGCGGUCGCAAGCUGGUGGAUACCACGACUGCCGACAACGUGCUCCGGUCCAACUGCAGGACAUACCGCUAGACUGGAUGUGUGAAUUGCCAAUCGGGGCCGGGCACGCGUGGGGGGAAGAAACUGGAGGCGGCGGAAUUAAUUAAUAACACAGCCAUAGCAGCCUAUCUGCCUGCCUAUCUGUCUGCAAAGACAGGCCCUCUGUCGACUGCGGUGGAUGGACUCUGGCAGUAACACCUUUAAAUCUGUAGUCCGGUUCAUCUCGGAGGCCGGCUGGUCUCUGGCCCUCCCACCUACUCGUCAAUGUUACUCUUAUUUGUGCCGCCGGCUGACUGUGUCCGUUUAGUCUGAUCCCUCGCUGUCUCCGACCAAUUCCCGCACUUGUCUACUUGCAUUCUGGCGUCUUCACAUUUUCACAGCCAAUUUGUUCAGUUUUUUUACUUCACCCUCGCCAUAUUCUUCUCGUAUCUAAUGCUUUAAUUGAUCCCCAU
This is a messenger RNA of Kickxella alabastrina, 1389 nucleotides long. RefSeq lists its product as uncharacterized. Gene Ontology annotation, molecular function: small GTPase binding. The record is from RefSeq and is a predicted model, not a curated record. Bases 56 to 970 code for a protein of 304 amino acids. The transcript is spliced from 5 exons. Gene Ontology annotation, biological process: regulation of actin filament polymerization. Lineage: Eukaryota; Fungi; Kickxellomycota; Kickxellomycetes; Kickxellales; Kickxellaceae.